CGCACUGUCCGAAUAAGGUGUUGACGGCAAGAACUGGAGAGUUCUCCAGCCCCAAUUAUCCCAACCCGUAUCCUAAAAUCUCCGAGUGCAGCUAUAGCAUCCGGGUGGAAGACGGUUUCAUGGUCAUCUUAGAAUUUGUGGGGAUCUUUGAUGUAGAAGCCCAUCCAGAUGUACUGUGUCCUUAUGACAUCCUGAAGAUUAAGACACCCAAGAAAGAAUUUGGUCCUUUCUGCGGCAAUUCCCCACCUCCCAAAAUUGAAACGCGUACCAAUACGGUGGAUAUCACGUUCAUCACCGACAUUUCUGGUGUUCAUGCUGGAUGGAAGCUCAGAUAUCACACAACAGCUUUGCCAUGUCCCAAUCCUCAAGCACCCCCCAAUGGCCGGAUCGCCCCAGCGCAGGCAAAAUAUAUUCUGAAAGACUUCUAUAGCCUUUCCUGCAACGUGGGCUACGCGCUUUUGGAAAACAAACUGAUUGUCAAAUCCUUCAAAGCAACCUGUCAAAAGGAUGGUACCUGGAACAAGCCAAUGGCCCAAUGCACCAUUGUUGACUGCGGCCCUGCCAAUGACAUAGCGAAUGGCACACUUGUGUAUGUCACCGGAAGAGAGAUUUCCACGUAUCAAGCUGAAAUCAAAUAUAACUGCAAAAGCCCCUUCUACUCCCUGAAAACCGGAUACUCUGAUAACUACCGGUGUGCCCCUGAUGGUUUCUGGAGGGAUCAAAAGGGAAACAAAGCACCUCCGGUCUGUGAACCAGUCUGCGGAGUCCAAACGUCUAACACUCUGAAGCGUAUCUUUGGAGGGCAGAAGGCUCUGCUGGGCCAAUUCCCUUGGCAGGUUUUAAUCACUGAUGCGCAUGGAGCAACUGGGGGCGGAGCCCUUUUAUAUGAUAACUGGAUCUUAACCGCCGCUCACGUCCUCGGCAGCCCAGUUGACGCCUCCUCCCUGACCUUGAAACUGGGGCUCCUCAACAAGCGCUCCCCUCAUUACCACCAAGUCUGGGCAGAAUCGGUUUUCCUCCACAGUGGCUUCGCCAACGACGGCAUCGACUUCGACAAUGACAUCGCUCUGAUUAAACUGAAACACAAAGUUCCCGUUAACAAAAACAUCACCCCGAUUUGCUUGCCGGGAUACAACCCCGGCUUCCGGGUGAACAUGAACGACACGGGAAUCAUCGCCGGCUGGGGGAAAACGGAGCGGGCCCGGCAGUCCCGCUUCUUGCUGUAUACCGAGAUAGACGUUGUUGAGCCUGACAAGUGCAAAGCGGCCUACGCAAACCGGACUUUGGAAGGGAGAAAACUCGUGCUGACGGAAAAUAUGCUUUGCGCAGGAACUGAGGAGGGGGGAAAGGACUCCUGCUAUGGGGACAGCGGAGGUGCCUUGGUGUUCUACGAUACUAAGGCCAGAAGGUGGUUUGUUGGCGGUGUGGUCUCCUGGGGUCUGGAAUGCGGUUCUGCUGGCCUCUAUGGGGUCUACACUAAGGUGCCCAAUUAUACGCCGUGGAUCGAAGACCUAAUUGCACGCCAUUCUUAAUCAGGUUUUUGUUUGUA
Messenger RNA from Protobothrops mucrosquamatus (brown spotted pit viper), 1549 nucleotides. RefSeq names its product mannan-binding lectin serine protease 2-like. Gene Ontology annotation, biological process: proteolysis. Gene Ontology annotation, molecular function: serine-type endopeptidase activity. The annotation marks the transcript as partial. The record is from RefSeq and is a predicted model, not a curated record. The transcript has 7 exons. NCBI's taxonomy places the organism in Eukaryota, Metazoa, Chordata, Lepidosauria, Squamata, Viperidae.